Messenger RNA from Pyricularia pennisetigena, 252 nucleotides. RefSeq lists its product as uncharacterized. The coding region runs from base 1 to 252 and encodes 83 amino acids. Lineage: Eukaryota; Fungi; Ascomycota; Sordariomycetes; Magnaporthales; Pyriculariaceae. The transcript has a single exon. The record is from RefSeq and is a predicted model, not a curated record.
AUGUUCUUCAAAGAGUUGUGCCCCGAAGCGAGGGAGCACUUUGACGACAAAACUUGGGACCGGCUCUGCUCGCCCGAGGCCGUUGCCAAGGGCGGCAUCGGUGCCCCGGGUUCUGGGUCUGUUGGGUCGAAUUCCGAGUCAGGCGCGGGGUCCAGCUCCUCCAGCGCUGGGGGUUCAUCGAGAACGAAACCGGGAUCUUCCUCGAGUUCCGGGUCCGAUUCGGACGAAGACGUGGUAGCAGCCUUUGGGUAA